Molecule: messenger RNA, 5001 nt
Organism: Psylliodes chrysocephalus
Lineage: Eukaryota; Metazoa; Arthropoda; Insecta; Coleoptera; Chrysomelidae
Source: the annotation of a GenBank genome assembly
AUGCUGGGAAUGAAUAAUGGGAAAAUGUCACAAAUAAGAAAAUGUGGCAGUGGUCAAAUUUCUUUUGAGCCUAAAACAUAUCCAACUGACCCUAGUUGUAAAAGAGGAUUAGUAAAAGUAAAAGUAAAUCCUCUGGAUGAGAAUAAGUGGAAACAUUUUUUAAUACAAAUAAAUAAUAAUAGUAAUAAUUUUGUGAUAACAAUUAUUCACAACAACGAAGUCUUCCUAGAAAUUUCAGAUUCUAGUCAUUGGUACAGCGUAAAAAAAAUGUUUAUACAUUCAAAGUUCGUUAGCGGCCUUUGGAAAAUACAUGACUAUGCCUUUCUAGAAAGUUUUAGCGUAUCAGGCUAUGAAGACAAACAAUUGGGCCCACCUAUUAAAAUUGAAAAAGACAUUUGCAUAUCGAUUUAUGUUAAGACAUCAAAUAAUGCCUUUUUGAAAAUAAAAAUUAAUUCUCGUGAUUAUGGAAAUGUAUUUGAAAAGGAUAUCUAUACAAACGGUACAUGGAAACAAAUUAAAUUAUACAAGAAAGUAGAUCCAAAAUUUCAUCAUGAAAAAGUGCUUUUGAAUUUCUUUAGAAACCUUAUAGCUACUGCAUCUAACAAGGAAGGUUAUUGGGCCAUUGAUGAUGUUAGACAAUGUCAUAAUGAAGAAUUUAGAUAUCUAAAAAAUUCAGAUGGAUAUGAAGAAUGUCAAUUAAUUUCGUUGAAAAGUCAGAAAACCAUAAAUCUACCGACAUCAUCCAGCAAAACUUCAAUAGAUGGUAUAGAUUGCGACGAAGAUAGGUUUGGUAAUGCAUGCAUUCCUUGUAAGAUAUUUGGAAAUGAAGUUUGUAGUAUGGGUUUCAAAUAUUGUGAAUGGAAUCAGAAAACAUGCUAUUGUUCCGCUGGUUCUAUGGGAAAAAAUUGUGAUUCAAAGUGUUCAGAAGGAUAUUAUGGUCACGGAUGUCGUCGUAGUGUAAGUCACUGUAAUUCAACAAUCAAUCCAGUAAGUGGCGAGUGUCCUCAAUGUAAAGAGCCUUACGCGGGGAAACAUUGUGAUAUAACGUUAAUGCCGUUUUUUAAAGAUAGACCAAUAGUGUUUGACGUCCAGUCAACAAGUGUUAAAAUUCAACAAGUUAACUUAGAUAUUGAAGGAAAUGGAAGUUAUUAUUACUUUGAGUAUUCAAAAAACGAAUAUCCUCUUAAUUGGAAACAAUACGAUGGCCCAUUUAUACCACUAUCCACUUCGUCAAGUGUUACCAUCAAGGAUUUAGAACCUGAUACUAAUUAUAUUGCUCGGGCUAUUGUUAAUAACAAUAAAAGAGAAUAUCCAUCAAAAAAAUAUAGUGAAAAAUGUUUACAAUUUUAUACAACCUGUAGACAAAUUAAACAAGAUGAUAUUGUGAUUACACCCUCAAACACGACUGCUACAAUUCAGUUACAAUUAUCAUCGGAUGGUUGCCGCUUGAGUAACUAUUGCUUUUAUAUUAAUGGUGAAAAGUGUUAUAAACCUUUUUCAAAUGGAUAUUUUCAUCACUAUGAACCUAAUGCUGAAUAUACAAUUGGCUUUAACUAUUCUACAAGAGCUGUAGAUGGAAUUAUUCGUCACUUAAAACCUAAUACUGAGUAUACAAUUGGUUUUAACUAUUCUACAGGAGCUGCAGUUAGCAAAAAUUUUAAAACUACAAAUGGUGUACCAUCUGAAGUUCAGCAUAUUCAGAUUAUUAAGAGCUUUGAUUCCAUUAAGCUAAGCUGGGAGGAACCUAUUGAAACAAAUGGUGAAAUUGUUGGUUACGAAAUCAGUUACAGAUCAAAAAAUCAAGCUUGUUACCAUGGAGGAUAUGGUACGAUUUUAAGCCAGAAUUCAUCAGAGAGGCAAAUUACAUUAGAUAAUCUAAUGCCUUAUAAUACAUAUGAAAUUAGUAUAAAAGCAAUGAACAAUGAUUUUAAGGGAACAUUUCAGCCUAUAUUUGUAAAUACCGAGCCAGCCACAGAACUAUCUGAAAAUGAAAAAAUGGAAAUACAAAUUAUUUAUCCAAGAAAAACACAAGUCACAUUCGACAUAAAGCCAAUACCUUGCAAUGAUUUUACAGGACCUAUUAAAAUGAAAAUUAUCUUAUUGUGUAUUUCGCAAUGGUGUAAUAAAAGGAACAUUACUUCGCAGAUCUUUGAUUAUACGGAAAAUGGUUUAUCCCAACAAUUUCAUCAGUUACAACCAUAUACCAAUUACACACUAAUGAUGUCUACUUCAAGAAAUCAGAAUAAAUGGAUAUUUGACGAAUCAGUAAAUUUUCAAACAAAUAUAGAUGUUCCAAAUUCCGUAUCCUCAUUUAGUGUUUAUACCAGAGGCGAAGAUUCCAUCUCCUUACGUUGGAUGCCACCUUAUCCACCAACUGGAAUUUUAAAAGAAUAUAAUAUUUUUUAUACUUACUACUCAAGGUGGCGUGGAACCUAUGGUCCUUUUGAGAAAAUCAUAGCUCUAUCAGAAACACAAUGUAAAUUAUGGAAUGAGUUUCAUUGUGCAUCAAUAACAGAAGAAAUUUUUGAUGGUUAUGUUUAUACUAUAACGAUUUCUGCAAAAAAUGUAGUUCCCGAAGAAUAUGGUGCUGGAAUUUCUAUUCGUUUUAACACACAGGAAAAAAAAGUAUCAGAACCGCCUUAUGGUUUAAGUUACAUGUGGACAGAAAACAACGAAUUUUGUAUUUAUUGGUUCCAUCCGAAUAACACAAAUGGAUUACUAAGAAGUUUUGAAAUAUUUAACAAUGAACACACUUUUAAAAAAAAAUAUUCAAUUAAAUCAGAGAAUGAAUAUGAACUUCAGUACAAAGGCCAGUAUAAGAUUGAAACAUGGUUUAUGCCUUGUGACACAUGGGACUUAUAUAUCAUAGCUCAUAACGUAGACACAGCGAGUAACUCGGCAUUCAUGACGAUAAAAAAUCCGCCGAAUUUACCUCCGAAUAAUUUUAAAACUUCUAAAUUUACGUCUACUAAUGAUACAAUUUCUCUAGACAUAAUAUUUCCAGAUCCAGUUAAUUUUAUCCUAAUACUCGUGUCCAAAUCUGACAAAAUGGAUGAUUUACAAUUCUUUGAAGAUGGCUUGCGAAAUAAUGAAGUUAGACUAAAUAAUUUGAAUUUCUCAAAAAUUGUUUACCAAGACAGCGGAUUAUAUUCUGUUAUAUUUGAAAUUGGCAAUGAGAAUAGUACUUCCCAAAAUUGGACAAACCCGCCAUUGUCCUCCGCUACCAACUACAGCAUAGAUGUGUUUCUUAUUAAUACUUGUAAUACGAUGACAAGAGUGAAGCGACUGCAAAAAUUUAUUAUUACCAAAGGUGAUCCCAAUUUAAUAAAUGAUAGCGAGAUAUUAAAUAAUGGAGAGAAACAGAAUGACGGAGAAAACAUAGACAAUGGAGGUUUAUGGGCUUUGGUACUAUUAGUACUAAUUAUUCCAUUGGUCUUAUAUGGAAUUUGGUAUGUCAAGAAGAAUAAUAUAAAAUUAAAUGAAGUUAUACCAGGUAGAAACCAGAAAGCUGAUGAAUUACCUUUAACAGAAAAGAGGACUAUGGCAUCUCCAAAAAUUCAUGUAGUAAAACCCAAAGCAACUAUAGUAUUGCCGGCUCUUCAAACCAAACAUUCCAAAAAAGUUCCGAUAAUUGAUUUUGAAAAUUACGUUAAAGAGUCAAUAGAAAAUGGCGAGCUGGAAAAACAACAUAAUCUAUUUCCUAAAGGAUUGCUGAAGCCACACAACAUUGGUUCCUUACCAGAAAAUAAAAACAAAAAUCGCUACAAAAAUCUUAUAGCAUAUGAUCAUACAAGAGUGAAAAUAAAAUACAAUUCCACAGAUGAUAACAAUGUUGGUUACAUAAAUGCGAACUAUAUAGAGGGUUACCGAAAACCAAGGGCAUACAUAGCUACACAAGGACCGAAAAGCAAUACUCUAAACGAUUUUUGGUGGAUGAUUUGGCGAGAAAAUAUUAAAGACAUUAUAAUGUUGGCAAAUAUUCAUGAAAAUGGAAAGAAAAAAGUUGAUAAAUAUUGGCCCGAUAUAAACGAAGAAAAAACAUAUGGUUUAGUUAAAAUCCAGUAUGUGUCAGAAACCGUCUUCGCUAAUUUCGUUCUGAGAAUUUUUAAUGUUCAGUUUGAAACUCACGAAAGACAGGUUACUCAAAUGCAUUACACAACCUGGCCAGAUCAUGGAGUACCAUUAUAUUCACAAAGUUUGGUGCCGUUUUUGCAAAGAUUAUUAAAAAUACCACAUAAUUCACUAACUCCGAUAUUAGUACAUUGCAGUGCAGGAGUAGGAAGAACUGGAACAAUAAUUUUAAGCGAUAUUUGCUUACGUAUGGCCGCAGGUGAAGGAUACUUAGAUUUUCUAGCUCAUCUCGAAAAUCUUCGGAAUCAAAGAGCUAAUCUUGUUGACAAUAUCGAACAGUAUAAAUUAGCCCAUCUGGUUGUUCUUGAGUGCCUUUUCGGCAUGCGAACUUCAAUACCUUGCACAGAUGAAAUGCACAGCAUUGUUACGGCAACGCUCAAUAGCAACGGCAUUAGCACUCAAAUGAAGUAUAUACUGGAUACUCAAUGGCAAGAUACGGCCAUGGAAACAAUGUUAGAAAGUGAUGAAGUAGCUCCGAUCUACAAUGAAAAGAAUAGAUUCAAGGAUAUAGUCCCAGAAAAUUACCGUGUAUAUAUUACUAGAUAUCCUCACGAAGAUGAAAAAUCGUCAUAUAUCAAUGCUGUUUUCGUAGAUGAUUUUCGCAACCCUGGUAGGUACAUAGUUACUCAGCAACCAAUGCCAAAUACUUUGGGAGACUUCUGGAGACUUGUGUUAGAGAGUUCAUCUAGUGUUAUAAUUUCCCUUAAUACGAUAAACUUAGAAGAUCAGACGGUGUGUCAAAUAUGGCCGGAUAAAGGUGAAGAAAUGAAUCCUGUAGACUUCAUUAAAUUGAUUCACAAGAGAACCCAAAGAUCAAACUUCUACAAAAUUAUAACCGUACAAAUGGAAAUCAAACAAGCUAAAGUACGA